GAUCAUUUUUCUAAAAAAAAAUUAGUGAGCAUAAAAAUAUAUUGAGUAGUUUAUUGUCGACAAAAUGUCAAAGCCUAUAUUAUAUACAGGUAUAUUGUGUUUAAUAGUAGGUAUUGAAUUAGCAAUAACAAAAGCUGCUCCACAAUCGGAUCUGAAAGAUUUAGAAAACUUGUUGCAAGUGCUAAAGGAAAAUUGUGUAAAGAAAUCCAAAAUUUCAAAGAACUUAUUGGCCAAUAUUAAAAAUGGUAUAUUUGAAGACGAUGCUAAGUCAAAAGCUUAUGUUGCUUGCAACUGGUUGGACUCAACUGUGAUAGACGAGCAGGGAAAUUUAAAUGUGGAUCUAGUUGACCAGAUUCUUCCACCCUCCAAGAAACCUCAAUUGUCGAACUUGAUUAUAAGGUGUCAUAAAGCACAACCAAAAAAUCAAUCUGCCGAAGAUAUUAUAUACGGAAUGGCAAAAUGUAUAUACCCUGAAGACUCAUCAUUGGUUAUUUGAAAUAAAAUAAUCAAACGUUCCCAUUUCUACGAUAAUAGACGUUCCAAUUUCUAUGAAGAUGAAUUUAUUUUUGUAUUGUUUUUACUCUUUAUAAAUAAAUCAAUAAAAUACUAAUUUUUUAA
Diabrotica virgifera virgifera (western corn rootworm) is the source of this 618-nucleotide messenger RNA. RefSeq lists its product as uncharacterized. Gene Ontology annotation, biological process: sensory perception of smell; olfactory behavior. The record is from RefSeq and is a predicted model, not a curated record. Gene Ontology annotation, cellular component: extracellular region. The transcript has 6 exons. The coding region runs from base 65 to 496 and encodes 143 amino acids. Gene Ontology annotation, molecular function: odorant binding; dibutyl phthalate binding. Lineage: Eukaryota; Metazoa; Arthropoda; Insecta; Coleoptera; Chrysomelidae.